Molecule: messenger RNA, 2667 nt
Organism: Prunus armeniaca (apricot)
Lineage: Eukaryota; Viridiplantae; Streptophyta; Magnoliopsida; Rosales; Rosaceae
Source: the annotation of a GenBank genome assembly
AUGGAUAAGUCAUGGAUGCACUCGGAUAGAAGAUCGAAGGCAUAUGAGUUAGGGGUGGAAGCAUUUUUGAACUUUUCUGUAGAAAAUCUUCUAACUACCACACAUAUCCGUUGUCCAUGUGUUAAAUGUGUUAAUUUGAAAUUGUUUGGGGUUGGAAUUAUAAGGGAUCACUUAUACUUUAAUGGAGUUGACCAAAGCUAUAAGAAUUGGACAUUUCACGGAGAACCUUGGGAAGCAGCUACUAAUGCUAGUAGAAAUGUUGAAGAAGAUGAUGACCAUAGUAGGUACAGUUUUGUGUCUGAAGAAAUAGAGAUGGAUGAUAAUGAUUUUGGUGAUUUUGGAUCUGAUCCUUAUGAGUUUGCCAAUGUGAUUGGGGAUGGAGAUCAACCAUUGUACCCUGGUUGUAGAAAGUACACGAAGUUAUCGGCAUUAGUGAAGUUGUAUAAUUUGAAGGCAAAAUAUGGGAUGAGUGAUGUCUGUUUUACAGAAUUAUUGAUACUUCAAGGCGAUUUGCUUCCAGACGGAAAUACAAUACCGGCCUCUAUGUAUGAGGCAAAAAAGACUUUGUGUGCAUUGGGGCUGAGUUAUGAGAAAAUGCACGCAUGCCCCAAUGAUUGCAUCUUGUAUAGGAAGGAGUAUGAGGAUUUAACUCAUUGUCCUAAUUGUGGUAUCUCAAGGUGGAAGGAAGGCAAAGAUUCAAUCUUGAAAGAGGGUGUGCCAGCGAAGGUGGUGUGGUAUUUUCCUCCAAUUCCAAGGUUUAAAAGGAUGUUUCGAUCACAUGAGACCGCUAAGAGUUUGACUUGGCAUGCUGCUAGAAAAUCAAUUGACGGUUAUAUGUCUCAUCCAGCGGAUUCCCCGUCUUGGAAACUUCUUGAUGAUAAAUGGCCCGAGUUUGGUAAUGAGCCGAGAAACUUGAGAUUGGCUCUUUCAUCUGAUGGAUUCAAUCCCCACAGUUCUCUAAGUAGCAGAUAUAGUUGCUGGCCAGUUAUCUUAGUUACAUAUAAUCUCCCUCCAUGGCUGUGCAUGAAACGAAAGUUCAUGAUGUUGACCUUAUUGAUUUCCGGUCCUAAACAGCCCGGAAAUGAUAUAGACGUCUACUUGGAGCCUUUGAUUGAUGAUUUAAAAUCUUUGUGGGAUGGGAUUGGAGGAGUGUAUGAUGCACAUAAUGGAGAAUACUUUACACUCAGAGCUGCAUUAAUGUGGACAAUUAAUGAUUUCCCCGCCUAUGGAAACUUAUCUGGUUGUGUUGUUAAAGGAUAUAAAGCUUGUCCAAUAUGCGGCGAUGAUACACCUAGUCACAGGUUGAAAAAUGGCCACAAAAUUUGUUACAUUGGGCAUAGAAAAUGGUUACCGAUCAAUCAUCCAUAUAGGAGGCAACGUGCAGCUUUUAAUGGGAAACCUGAAUAUGGCACGCCUCCUGAGCCAUUAACCGGAGAAGAAGUGCUGCAUAUGGUUGAAGAUGGUGACAGAGUUUGUUGGAAGAAGAAAUCAAUAUUCUUUGAUCUCGAGUAUUGGAAAUACCUUCCUGUGAGGCAUGUCCUAGAUGUUAUGCACAUUGAGAAGAACGUUUGCGAUAGUAUCAUUGGUACAUUGCUGGAGAUCCCUGGAAAAAAUAAAGAUGGGAUUGCUGCUCGAUUAGAUUUAUUGAACAUGGGGGUCAAAACUGAUUUGCAACCCGAGUAUGGAGAAAGACGUACUCGUUUGCCUCCCGGGCCUUGGAAUUUGUCAAGAGCAGAGAAGAGAGAGGUUUGCAAUUCUUUCUAUGGUAUGAAGGUCCCUGAAGGUUAUUCUUCAAAUAUAAAAAAUCUUGUAUCUUUACAAGAUUCAAGACUUCUUGGCCUUAAAUCACAUGAUUGUCAUACCUUAAUGCAACAAUUGCUCCCUGUGGCAAUUCGUUCUGUUUUGGAGAAGCCUGCAAGGGGUAUGUUCAAAUCGUACUCGCCCGAAGGUUGCAUUGCUGAGCGGUAUAUAGCUGAAGAAGCUGUAGAUUUUGUACCGAGCAUUUAUCUGAUGUUAGUUCAAAGUGAACUUAAUGAGGAAGACAAUCAUGGCGUAUCAGAAAAUUUAAGGUGGCUAGCAGCUGGUCCAAACAUGGCAGUGCCAUUAUAUAGGAGCUAUCUCAUUAAAGGUAUUAAAUUCAACAUCAAGGCACAAGAUGAUGUGCGGACAACUCAAAAUAGUGGAGUUUAUUUACUUGCACAUACUAUGCAAGUUGCUAGUGCCAAGGAUAAAAACCCAAUUCUCUCAAAUAUGGGUUUCUAUGGUGUCAUUCAAGAAAUUUGGGACCUUGACUACCAAAAGUUUACAAUCCCAGUCUUUAGGUGUGAUUGGAUUGAUAAUACUUCUGGUCUUGUAGUGGACGAACUUGGAUUUACCCUUGUAGAUUUGAGUAAAAUUGGACAUAGGAAUGACCAAUUUGUUUUGGCUUCUCAAGUCAAACAAGUAUUUUUUGUUGACGACCCGAUGCAUCGUGGUUGGUCGGUAGUGUUAUCAAUGCCUAAUAGAGAAUAUAAUGAUGUUAUUGGUGAUGAUGUCUUAGGUGAUGUGAGAAUUGAGUGUGAGCCAUUUACUAGGGGGAUGCCAAAUGUUGACACAUUUGAUGAAGUGGUGGUUGAGUUAGGGAGUCAAAAUAUUCGAGAUGGGUGUGAAGAUAUAUGGGUUGAAUGA